AUGGCUUAUGUUGCUGGGGAAGGGGGCAAGAAGAUGGUGCUGUCGUCUGCCACCAAAAAAUGGAAGGAUUUUAAGUCUACCUUAACUAGGAAGUUUAUCCUUCCAUUCGCAAAUGAGAAGGAGAAGUUAAAAGAGCCCCCUCAGCUUUAUAACUUCAUAGAGAAAUCUAAAUGGGAUGCCAUUGUAGCUUCAAGGUUAUCCCUAGAUUUUGAGGCUGUGCAUUCUGGGCAGUCACAGAGAAGGGAGAAAUGUGAGUACAACCAUAGGUUGUCUCGAAAAGGGUACGUUGGUUUGGAGGAUCAAUAG
This is a messenger RNA of Prunus armeniaca (apricot), 306 nucleotides long. The record is from the annotation of a GenBank genome assembly. NCBI's taxonomy places the organism in Eukaryota, Viridiplantae, Streptophyta, Magnoliopsida, Rosales, Rosaceae.